This is a messenger RNA of Lentinula edodes (shiitake mushroom), 1584 nucleotides long. RefSeq lists its product as uncharacterized. Lineage: Eukaryota; Fungi; Basidiomycota; Agaricomycetes; Agaricales; Omphalotaceae. The transcript has 8 exons. The coding region runs from base 1 to 1584 and encodes 527 amino acids. The record is from RefSeq and is a predicted model, not a curated record.
AUGCACGCCGCCGAGAAGGACGUUGAAGCUCUACUGCUCAAGGAGCGGGUAUUCAGGCGAAGACCAGGAGAUGUAGCCUACCCUUUGAAUCACUCAAAUGAUAUGCUCAACUAUGACAAUUGGGAUCAUAUUUUUUUCAAGAAGUGCUUCAAGAGUUUAACAAUGACCCAGUUCCAAACGCCGCCCGAAGUUGUCCUGGAUCUUGGCUGUGGUUCCGGUAUCUGGGUGUUAGAAGCUGCGAGUCAAUGGCAGAAGAGCACGAUAGUUGGUCUGGAUGUCAUGGAUGUCCAACCCAAUCUUUCAACUCUCGAACCUUACAAAGACCUGGCGCGUCGAAUAAAAUGGGUACACAUCAACUUAUUAGAUGGACUCCCUUUCCCCGAUGACUGCUUUGACUUUGUUAGGAUUUCAAGGCUAGGGCUCGGCGUUCCAGAAGACGAAUGGCAGUUUGUUCUAGAGGAAGUCUCGCGCGUCAUGAAACCUGGCGCGGCUUUGGAGAUUCUUGAAGAAAACUUGAUAUUUCCAUAUUGUCAGGCUGCCCGCCGACGCCCCCGGCCAACUCCUCUCACUAUGGAUUUAUUUCCCGUUGAUUCAAUACCGUCCUCAACCAGGAGCUCAAUGACAGUAUUCUCGACGAGUCCAUGGGAUCGCAGUGACGAUGAUCUCAUGGAUGGCACCCUCAAAAAGAAGACAAGUUUAUCCCCAUUACAAGAAUCUCCGACCUCCACGUUACCUACUCCAAUUUCGCAUAUCAGCCCCAAAUCCGCCAAUAGCCAUAAAAUGUACUCUUCCAGUUUCGUUCCGCAGUUACCCCCUGUACCAUCCCCACCACUAGCAGAUUCCUCCUUCCACACAAAUCCUCAGGAUCACUCCCGUUUAAAAGCGGCUUGGGACGCGAUGUUGUCGCGUCGAUUUUUAGCCCCUCAGUUGAUAACUGUCCUUCCUUUCUAUCUGUCGUCCUGUUUCGUGGACGUCAAGACACAUCCUACACUGCAUAUCCCACUCCCACCAAAUUCGUCGUUAUCAGACUCAAAAUUAUUCUGUUCUGAUUAUUCCUCCUCAGCCAACGCAUUCAACCCCGAAGAACAAUUUGAACUCAAACGCUCGACGGGUCGUCAUUCAGACGAAGAAAAUCCCCGUCGCCGAGAUUCCACAUUGGCUAGGGAUCCUAAAAAGGUAUUCUCUUGGGCACCGAUGCAUCUUGCCAGAACCGUCCAAACAGUCAAGGCCUGUAAAGAAGCCAUAUGGGACGAGUAUGACAAACUACACAGUCCAGACUUGCCACCCACAAUCACUCAGGCUCGAUUGAAAGAAGGUCACCGAGCUGUGGUUUCAUCGAAAUCCGCCGCUCGGGAAAGCUUUGAUCGCGCCUGGGAUAACUGGGAAAAUGAUAUGGCUGAUCGCAUAGGGAUGCGGGACAACAUCAUGUUUGAACUUUUGUGGCCUGAACCUGCAGGGGAGCGUCCUGACUGGCGAGUAUGGAGGAACAGUUUGGAUAUCAAGCCUGUUGAGCAGUCCGAGCCCGCGGCCGACAUUUGCAGGACGAUACGAGGGUUCGUGGCAUGGAAGCCUCAACUUAAAUGA